CUCUGUGUGACGAACUGACAACUCCACAAUAUUAACCGUACCAUCAGUCACUCAGUCAGUGUGUGAUCCAUCCACGAAGAAAAAUGAAGGUGUUGGGCGUAGAAGGUGGUGGGACCAAAACGUCGUGGGCUCUGUUAUUAUUUCCGGACCACUUGGCCGGAAAUGACGUUCGUUGCAACGCUGUGAUCGACGCGGGUGUCGUGGGACCGACGAACAUUUGCUUGCUGUCGGACGAGCAGCUGGCGAUGGAGCUGCAGAAGCUGCCAAGGGCAGAUGAUAUACAAGCAGUCGGAUUGUGCUUGGCUGGCUGCUCAUCCACGUCAGACAAGCACCGCGUGACACGUAUAGCAUCUUCGAUUUGGCCAAAUGCGAAGACAUCUGUCGGCUCUGACCUGGAUUCCCUGUUGGCGACAGCGUUUCCUCAGCCGAACUCCGUCGGCAUCUGCGUCAGUGCUGGCACUGGCACCUGCGUCAUCGCGCGGAACACCACUGGCACCACGAGCUCCACAGGUGGCAAGGGCCACGUUCUGGGCGACCAAGGCUCAGCUUACUGGAUCGCACGCCGGGCUCUGAAGCACGUAGUUCUUUGCGAUCAACAGCACUGUGAUGACGAAUGUUCAAAGUUGUCGGCUGUAGACAAGGCCCUCGACACACGGUUGUCGAACACAGGUCGGCACAAGCUCCGUGCCCUAGCGCCUCUGGAGCAUGCUUCUAAAGUCGUGACCAGGGGAACAGAAAAGUUAGCGCACUUGGCUGCGCAAGCAGCGAAAAGCGUAGGCAUAUUGGGUUCGCAGGUCGGCGAAAACAUCAUCAGCAAUCCCACUGCCAUCACAGUACACAUAACAGGCUCAGUCUUCGCAACACAACCACUGUAUCAGCAGGAAUUCCGCGACAAACUGGCGUUGAUAAUGCCGAAUGCAACCGUCUCAAGCACGCUUCUCGAACGCUCUUCAACGACUAACGGCGCUAUAGGAGCGGCCAUGUUUGCUCUCGGGUCGCAAACCAAUGACCCACUCCCGCUGACGAAGACACAGCGCAGUAACGAGCAGGGACUCGGCGUCAUUGCGCGGGCAGCGACAGAGCAGCGCAACGUGCGGUCCUUGCAUCUCGACAAGAUGUCUCCCCUAGAGAUCGUUCAAACGUUUGUUCGUGAAGAGGCCUAUGUGCAACAAGCGCUUGAGAAAUCCACGCCGGCGAUCGCGAGGGCAUUGGAACUUAUU
Molecule: messenger RNA, 1220 nt
Organism: Notodromas monacha
Lineage: Eukaryota; Metazoa; Arthropoda; Ostracoda; Podocopida; Cyprididae
Source: the annotation of a GenBank genome assembly